Gilbertella persicaria is the source of this 1308-nucleotide messenger RNA. RefSeq lists its product as uncharacterized. Gene Ontology annotation, molecular function: oxidoreductase activity. The coding region runs from base 208 to 1293 and encodes 361 amino acids. Lineage: Eukaryota; Fungi; Mucoromycota; Mucoromycetes; Mucorales; Choanephoraceae. The record is from RefSeq and is a predicted model, not a curated record. The transcript is spliced from 3 exons.
ACUACACCUCCUUUUUUCUUCUUGCAACACAUUAUCGUUUGUUUGUGUAAAAAAAGUUGAUAAACAAGUCGCAGUUUAUUGCUUAAAAAAAGUUGAUUAAGGUUUAGAGGGGUAAAAGGAAGGAAGUAUCUGCAUGAAUAGCGUUGAGUGUCAAUUAAAAAUAACAGGCAAAUUUGUGUUUUGAUUUUUUCUUUUUUAUGUUUCUUCAUGUUUUCACUAACAGAAUAUCUACCUAAAGAGUCAAGUUUAGUGCUUGCAGGGUGCUUCUUUCUGUCUUAUUUAGCAUACGUACGUUAUCGUCGAUAUCAGUUUGUGAACAAUUUGAUUGCAAAGUAUCCAAAUCCUGACGUUGUGCUUCAAGACCAUGCUAUUGCUAUGGAAAUUUAUAGUAAUAUCUUUCGCAAAGAGUUUCCAUUAUUUGCUCGCUCUUCGUUAGAGUUUGCCUUGUUUAAACCAUUUGCUACUCCUUCAGUGAGUAAACUGUUGGUGUCCACAAGAGAGUUCUUGGACCAUUGCCCUCGUCGUGCUGAAGAUACAGAACUCAUCUUGUCAGAAAUCAUUGACCCUUAUCCAAGGAUUCAAAACGAACUUAUUCGUAAUCCUCAUAUCUCCGAAAAAGAAAUCCAAAAGCAAUACGCACGACGUGACGCAUCUAUCAAGCGACUGAACGAAAUUCAUGGCAAAUACAACAUUUCCAAUGAGGACUAUCUCUAUACCCUGGUCUUGUUUGUUGCUGAACCUAUUCGUUGGAUAAACAAUUGGGAGUGGCGCAAGCUUGAUAUCCGUGAGAUCAAUGCUAUUUUUAAGGUCUGGCACGAAAUUGGGACUCGAAUGAACAUCAAAGAUAUUCCUGACACGCUUGAUGAAUGGUACAAGAUUCAAAAGGAUUAUGAGCAAACAUCGGUUAAAUAUCAUCCUGCUAAUUGGCGAUGUGCUGACCCUACCAUUAAGCAUUUGGCCAGAAGAUUUCCUGGGUUUAUGUUACCUGUUGUCUAUACCAUGCUCCCAUGUUUAUUAGAAGAAGGUGAAUGCAAAGCAUUUGGUAUUUCCACUCCUUCUUCAUGGGCACAGGCUGUCUUUAACACCAUUACUACCAUAAGAGCACAUUUCAUACGGUACCUUUGUCUUCCUCGAGAACACUAUGACCUGAGAACACCAUUUUAUCCAGACGAAAAUGGAAGAUAUGUACCACAUUACUUUGUGUAUAACCCGCCCAUCUACACUCAGGGCUAUCGUAUUGAAGAACUAGGCCCUGAAAAAUUCAUGCCCAAGUGCCCAGUAUUCCACGGAUAAAAAAAUGUUUAUUAG